Corythoichthys intestinalis (scribbled pipefish) is the source of this 3808-nucleotide messenger RNA. It is a transcript of the gene hcn2b, whose product is annotated as hyperpolarization activated cyclic nucleotide-gated potassium channel 2b. NCBI's taxonomy places the organism in Eukaryota, Metazoa, Chordata, Actinopteri, Syngnathiformes, Syngnathidae. Gene Ontology annotation, biological process: sodium ion transmembrane transport; regulation of membrane depolarization; potassium ion transmembrane transport. The transcript is spliced from 8 exons. Bases 72 to 3020 code for a protein of 982 amino acids. The record is from RefSeq and is a predicted model, not a curated record. Gene Ontology annotation, cellular component: axon; membrane; dendrite. Gene Ontology annotation, molecular function: voltage-gated potassium channel activity.
CAGUUUCUCACACCAGGCGCGCACCGCUCAAGCAGCCAAGGGAUGUUCACCUUGGCGGAGGUACCCGCACUAUGAAGAGACGCGCGCCGGGAGGAGGCGGGGUCGCCAAAAAGUCCAACAAUAACAACGAGCUCUUGCUCCUGAACGACGAGCCCUCCUCAGAACCUUCUGGCACCAUUGGCGCAGCUUCGGCUCGGUUCUUCCAGAGGGAUGCCCGGGGCUCGGUGGGAUCGGAGACUCCCGCGUUAGGACGCCAAGCCGGCGGCAUGAUAUGCAACAAGAACGGCGACUGUCGAAGGGAGCCCACCAGCUCCGGGAGCCUCUCAUCACUCAUAUCCCGACAAGAGAAGCACGCCGAUGGGGGUGUAGAGGCCGUAGAGGGCGGCAAGGCAGCGAGCAUGGACGGGUCGGCGGUGUCGGACGGACCCGGGGCGGAGGUCAAGAGCGCCGCGGGGAUGGAGAAAAAGGACUCCCGGGUGUCUUUCUCCAACGCGCCGGGUGGUAGAGGGCACACCCCGACUCAACUGUCCAGGAAAUCGUCCACAAAAGCGACGGAGGACGGCUCCCUAAUCGUGGCCGACGAUGGCGAGCCCAGCCGGGGCCAGACGUACAUGCAGCGGCAGUUUAGCUCCAUGCUUCAGCCCGGGGUCAACAAGUUCUCCCUGCGGAUGUUCGGCAGCCAGAAGGCAGUGGAGAAAGAGCAGGAGAGGGUGAAGUCGGCGGGGAACUGGAUCAUACAUCCUUACAGCGACUUCAGGUUCUACUGGGACUUCACUAUGCUCCUAUUCAUGGUGGGCAACCUUAUUAUCAUCCCGGUGGGCAUCACUUUCUUCAAGGACGAGACCACCACGCCGUGGAUCAUCUUCAACGUUGUGUCUGAUACCUUCUUCCUCAUGGACCUGGUGCUCAACUUCCGCACGGGCAUCGUAUUCGAGGACAACACCGAGAUCAUCCUGGAUCCCAAGAUGAUCAAGAGGAAAUACCUGCAGAGCUGGUUCGUGGUGGACUUUGUCUCUUCCAUUCCGGUGGAUUACAUCUUUCUCAUUGUGGAGAAGGGCAUCGACUCUGAGGUGUACAAGACGGCACGAGCGCUCCGAAUCGUGCGCUUCACUAAAAUUCUUAGCCUGUUGCGCCUGCUGCGUCUCUCCAGACUCAUCCGUUACAUCCACCAGUGGGAGGAGAUAUUCCACAUGACGUACGACCUGGCCAGCGCCGUGAUGCGAAUAAUCAACCUGAUAGCAAUGAUGCUGCUGCUGUGUCACUGGGAUGGCUGCUUGCAGUUCCUGGUUCCCAUGUUGCAAGAUUUCCCUUCUGAUUGCUGGGUUUCCCUCAACAAGAUGGUGAAUGACACGUGGAGUGAGCUCUACUCCUUUGCCCUCUUCAAGGCCAUGAGUCACAUGCUGUGCAUCGGCUAUGGACGGCAAGCCCCCGAGAGCAUGUCGGACAUUUGGCUCACCAUGCUCAGUAUGAUCGUUGGUGCCACCUGCUAUGCCAUGUUCAUUGGCCACGCCACAGCGCUCAUUCAGUCUCUUGACUCAUCCAGGCGACAGUACCAAGAGAAGUACAAACAAGUGGAGCAGUAUAUGUCUUUCCACAAGCUACCGGCAGACUUCCGGCAGAAGAUCCAUGACUACUACGAGCACCGAUAUCAGGGCAAGAUGUUUGAUGAGGAGAGCAUUCUAGAGGAGCUUAAUGAGCCUCUCAGAGAGGAAAUCGUAAACUUCAAUUGUCGCAAGCUAGUGGCGUCCAUGCCGCUGUUCGCCAACGCAGACCCCAACUUCGUGACGGCCAUGCUGACCAAGCUGCGCUUCGAGGUCUUCCAGCCGGCUGACUAUGUGGUGCGCGAGGGCACUAUUGGCAAGAAGAUGUACUUCAUCCAGCACGGUGUGGUCACUGUGCUAACCAAAGGCAAUGUGGGCAUGAAGCUGGUUGACGGCUCCUACUUUGGAGAGAUCUGUCUGCUGACUCGAGGCCGACGGACGGCCAGCGUGCGGUCGGACACAUACUGCCGCCUGUACUCGCUCUCUGUGGACAACUUCAACGAAGUCCUGGAGGAGUACCCCAUGAUGAGGCGCGCCUUUGAGACGGUCGCCAUCGAUAGGCUCGACAGGAUAGGCAAGAAGAACUCCAUCCUGAUGCACAAAGUACAACACGAUCUCAACUCGGGGGUGUUCAACAACCGCGAGACUGAGAUGAUCCAGGAGAUUGUCAAAUACGAUCGCGAAAUGGUUCAAAAGGUGGACGUGCCACGACCGCAGCCCUUGUCUCUAACAUCGCCUCAGCACAGUGGGAUUUUUACUCCACCAGUUUCCUCUCAACAGCCCCAAAGUUCUGCUAUUGGCACCUUGCAGCAGGCUGUAGCCAUGAGCCUUUGCCCCCCUAUGCAAGGGAACUCAGCAGGGGCCGGGAUGUUGCAGUCUCCCAGGAUAGUGAGAAGAUUCCAGGUUUUGCAGAAUGCAUCUAGCCCUGGCUCGCCCUUGCAGUCGCAACUCAUUGCUUCUGGUGCUUUUGCUCCAGCCAUGUCAAGCCCUACUGUCCAGAGCCCCCGUUCGUUCCCUUACGGAUCCAGCGUCAUGGCUGGUCCUGCCACAGGAUCACAACUAUCUUUAGUCCAACAACACACUGCAAGCCCUGCACACAGACCCAGCACCCAUAAGAGUACGCAUUCUUUGCCAAUGGGGACCCUGAGCCAUGACACAAGGGCGCUGUCGGCCUCUCAGCCCUCAUUGCCACAUGAGGGGAUGCACUUGGCGGCCCCCAGUCCACCCCCAUCCACGCGAGUUUCCUCUAUUUCCAUUGGACCUGCUCAGACCCCGUCAGGCCAUGCGGGGGUCUGCAGUGCUAUACCACACAGGAUCGUGCUGCCGCACCAGUUGUCAGUAGGAGCCUUCGGGACCGGUGCAGGGUCCACCUUAGGAACACCUGUUGGGGACUUGGUACGACCCAAGAAGGACUCCAUCGUAAGCCUUCCGGAGACGGAGCAAAUUAAAGUCAGAUCUCGAUUAUCCUCGAACUUGUGAUCAUAAUCAAGGCCUUCUGGAAGUCUCGAGGGCCUCACAUGAGGAACACCGGGAAACUACAGUAUUGCAGUUGGACUGUGCAAAUGUAUGAGAUGAGAGAGAUUGGCAGAAGAAGACUCUGAUAUAGAAGUUAACUUUGGAAAUUUCUGCAUAUAGUUCUUUCCACUCAGAGACAUAUAAAGUAAAUGCACAGAAUGAUAGCAUAGCGUAGUAGCAACUUCCCAAAUUUGCCUCCUUUGUAUAGAGCGUAGCUAACAAGGUAUGCCUAAUGUUCCUCGUAUCCAUUUUGUCCGACUGAGGACUAGAAUCAGAACCUGUUUUUUAUUCACAACGCUAGCUUUAAACCUCGUGGUAUCAUUGGCGUGUGUCCUUAGGAUCCAUUAGAGAUUUGCCGCCUGGCUCAAAAUGUGCGAUGGUACCUUUUCCAUUAUCCUGCUGUUCCGAUAUAUUAAAUCUCAUUUUCACACCCUGAUUAUUGAUUCUGACAAGUACUGUGGUACCUUGACAAAUUAUCCACUUGUGAGGUUGGUGCCGAAUGCAUAAUGUGAUGUUCACUGCUGCCAUAUACUAUGCAGCAUAUAUGAAAUUUGCUCAAACUUUGGAUUGAAACACAGUAAAAUUGAAAGCAGACAAGACUUAAAACAUCGGUAAGGAAAGGUAUCUCUGUAGCACCUAACUCGCCAUCCAUUUAAACAUUCAUCCAUUUAUGUUCUACAGUCCCUGACAAAAGUCUUGUCGCUUAUCCAUGUUUUAAAAACAACUGCUAAUAACCUGACUUUUAAUUAUUC